AAGCGACCAGACGGUUUGACGCUCGUUCCAUGGGCUGUUGGAACAUUUCCAGCCAGUAUGUGAUCCGGAGAUGGAGUCAAACGAGUGUCAUAGCGAAUUGAUUGCUUAAGGUGUCCCAAAUCAUUAUUUUAACUUGAAUCAAAGCUGGACGGACCACAUGUCACGUGCUAAUUCAAAGAUGACGGACCAUAAUGCAGUUUUGGCCUUACCAGAAACUGUUCAGGGUUUCACAAUUCCGAACACUUCCGAAUCGUUUAUUCCUUCGCAGUAUUCGUUCAAAAAAGAGUUUGAAAACUAUUUAAAACGACAGCAGAUGAAUUUAAAUCAAGCUAGAAACAAAGCAGUUGAAAGCACUCAGAAAGCAUUGUGUUUCCAAAUACCUUCCCGAGUUCUGAGGGAAACAAAGUGUAAUUCCUUUGACGAAUUCGAAAGUUACAUAAGACACAUGAGUUUCAAAGAGAGGGAGCUGUUCGAAGUUGCGCACCAACUGUGUCCAGGUGCUCUGGAUCUCAUUCCCUAUUCCCCACUUCCCCAGUGCAAUAUCAACGGAUCUUUGCCUCCAGUUGUGUCUUAUAUACAAUCGCAAGAUGAACUGCAAAGCAUGCUGAACAAUCUUGCUUUGAAAAAUAGCCUGACUCGGAACGUAGUUUCCCUUGGCAACGGAUCUACUAUGUCAUCUCAGGUCGACAAUGCAAAAUGUUUCGACAAGAAUAAACAACCGUCUGGCUUGAUGGAUUUUCCGUUUUGUGUUCCAAAGAUGCCGAGUAGGAUGGCGUCGGAUCCAGUCAAACCAAACUUGAAUGAUAGCAGCGAUAUGAACCCUAAUUUGGCCUCCUUGCUCUACGCACACCUUCCUUAUUUCCAAGCUUUACUCAUGCUGCAAAAUCAACAAAGUCUACUCAACAUGGCCUCAGAUCCCGCGACAAGCGCCAGUACGCCACUUGAACUCUUUCAAAAUGCAUCAUCGCAGAGCCCUCUGAACGUCUCGGAAAAAGCCAACGUAAACAAUGGAGCCAAUAAUUUUGUGCGCAAUGUCAAUUUCAAUUAUGCUCUUUUCAACGAGCUGCUUAGUCAACAACAAUCGAUUUUCCAAGGCAAUCACAAACAAACUUUGCCCAUCGGAAACAUUAAUUUAGUCGAUGAUAAAGACGAGCUUAAGUUGGAUUGUCCGCGACCUUUUUCGGUCACACCUACUCUAGCAACGACUCAAUACAAUCUUCCAAGUUCAAGCAAUUCUAACCAUUUUGACCAGAACCAAUUUGAUCUGAAUGCAUACAUGACGAUGUUGGCAUCCAUGGCAUCGGAAAUGGUUAAGGAUGUUAUGGGGUCCGGAAAUCAAAGUAUGAAGAAUAGUAUGCAACCAAGUAUCAUGCAAAAUUCCGCUUUCAUGGCUCCAAGUCAAAAAGAUAUCUUGGAGCAAGGAGGUCACAAUUUUGGUUCGGCUGUUAAUUUCAAAGUCCAGAGUCAGCCCAAUAACUGGAUGAAUUUGUCAAACGGAGGGACGAAGAUGUCAGCCAAUCGUGGAAAUCACGGGGGUCAAAUGCAGAACAGGAGCAAUAAUGGCAACCGUUUCAAACAGAGUUAUGACUCAGCGGGUGGGGCUAGUGGAGGCAUGCAUGGUAAUAACUCACAUCAUGGACAUGGGAGACAUCAAGGUUACCAGCGGCGAUCGUGGAGCCGGGCGACAAACUUGCUGCUGGCAAAUGUGGGACUUGCUGUUGAACAAUUCAAAGCUAUCGAAAAUGAGCGGAAAAAGACUGAGGUAUCAUUGGCACACCUCUUCCCCGAGCACGACAUGCGAAGCGACAACAGACGUCCCAAUCAGCCCCCUCCAGUGCCCCCGAACCCCACCAGGGUGGACAGACUAGUGGGUGAGAUGCAGAAGGAAUAUCCAAAAGUGCUGAUGCUGAUCUCGAAAGCUGACGAAGUGCUGCGACAAUGGCAAGACAUAGUUUCUCAGCCGAUCCCUCCAGAGGUCAUUAUCACCAUGGACCAGUGGUUGGCAGCCAUCCGCAAAGUGCAGGCCAGAAAUCGAGAGGACACUAAUAGCCAGGCCAAUCGUCAGAGACACUUGACAGUGGUUCCUGCGAAUGGUUUCAUGCCUGGUAUGAAUAACAUGCAGGGUGGCAAUUCAUCUCGCGGACACGGUGUCAAAGACCGAAUUGCGUUGGGUCAAGCGGUGAAGGAACUGGCUGAAAUCACUCGAAAAGCGAGGAAAAUGCAAUGGUUCUUUCUGCAGUUCACUCGAGAGGCCGUCCAGAAAAUCCAGAAUCACAGCAACGGUGUGGCCCAAGAGUCAAAUAUGUCUAGUAUAAACGCCUUGCUGGCCGAGGCCACUGAGAAGCGACUGUUGGCAGAGGAUAGUGAGGACUCGAUUUUUGAGUCUUAACCGCGGCAGAUUUGGAGCACUGCUGAAGGUGGGUUCUUCUGAACGUAAAAAGUUGUGGAACAUUACAAAAAUUGACACUCAACUGAAAUUUUUGAAAAGCGGACAAAAAAAAUUGUCCAUAAAUGUGUGCCUUAUGUGAUAGAAGCUAAUAAGUUUAAUAUAUAAUAUGUGCUAAUAAUUUAUGUGCAAUAGUGAUUGUGUUUUUUUUUCAUGAGCGCAUAGUUUUCUUAUCAGAUGGGUGGCUAAAAUUGUAUGUUACAUGCAAGAGAAUUAUAUGUACCGUCUUUUGUUAAUUUGAAUGUAAAAAUCCUUAAAUUAUGCUUUUAUGUUCCAGUCUGCAGAGAAAAAUUGCAAUGCAAAUUUUUAAUGACCACAUCUUGAAGAUGUAAAUUUUCGAAAGUCUUCUAAAUUUACCUCAAAUAUUACUCGUCUUUGUCUUCGGUUUGUUUAUACUUUCUUCAAUCAAAUAAUUUCAAAGUUCUAACGACUUUUGACGCUCAAAAGCUUCAAAUAUCUCUUGAAACAUAAUCAGCGGGCAUCAAACGUCAGAAACUCAACAAUGAUUAGUUUGCAGUAAAACUGUACUAGUAACAGCUGAUUAUUAUAAUUUCAAAUCUGAGCGUCGCUUAGUGUUAGUUAAAAAAUAAGACCCAAAUUCAGUUUUGGGAUUAUGGAGCUACUGAUUAAUUGUAUGUAACCAAGCUAUCUUGUUUUGCUUUUUUCCUUAUUUUGUAGUUUAUCUUUAGAUUUCCUUGUCUGGUUUUUAACCAGCUCUUCCUGAUGCUUUUUGAUCGUUCCUCCGAUACUGAAAUAAAUACCUUCAAUUUGCAGACAUAAUAAUCAAUGUGAACAUUCAAUUGUUCAGCAGGUUUCGUUUAGUCUCAUUGCUUUGUUAUUAAGUGCAGAAAAUAUUAAACAGCUGUAGUAUCUUCGAUGAGUUUUCCGAAGUUACGAAACAACCAUGCUCAGUGAGUUAGCGCUACUAUACAACUACUUCAGUAUUAGUUAUGACCAUCAUCGCAUUAUUUGCAUAUUCUGUUUGAUAAUUUUUCACAAUUACCAAAAAACUUAAUUAAUUCUGUUAAUUUAACUUCCAUCGCCUAUUUGACAGACAAGUAUAUUCGCUAUCAAAGGGCGUAGAAUUGUAAUAGACUUUUGUUAAUGAUCAUCUGCAAGUUAAAUUCGAUGCGUUAAUGCUACUAUUUCGUGCCAUUUGAAAUAAGAAAGCAAUCAGUGAUGCUAAUACGUUUUACAUGUUACCUGCAUUUCUU
Symsagittifera roscoffensis is the source of this 3660-nucleotide messenger RNA. RefSeq lists its product as uncharacterized. Gene Ontology annotation, cellular component: cytoplasm; nucleus. The coding region runs from base 158 to 2389 and encodes 743 amino acids. Gene Ontology annotation, biological process: meiotic cell cycle; male meiosis I; mRNA stabilization. The transcript is spliced from 8 exons. NCBI's taxonomy places the organism in Eukaryota, Metazoa, Xenacoelomorpha, Acoela, Convolutidae. The record is from RefSeq and is a predicted model, not a curated record.